AUGGCCGCCCCCAACAUUACCUCUGAUCAAUCAGCCCUUCUCUCAUUGAAAGCCAAAAUCACUGGGGAUCCUCACGAAAUCUUGGCAAGCAACUGGUCGGCUACUUCCUCAGUUUGUGACUGGAAAGGAGUCACUUGCGGCUUUCACCACCGUAGAGUCACUGCCUUGAAUAUCUCCAACUUGGGCCUUACCGGCACCAUUCCUCCACAACUGGACAAUCUCUCCUUUCUCAUGUCCCUCGAUAUGAGCAGGAACAACUUUUACGGAGAACUUCCCCAUGAAUUGAUUCGUCUGUCAAGGUUACGAGUCCUUAGUUUAGGCAUUAACAUGCUUAGCGGAAAUAUUCCCUCUUGGCUUUCCGGUUUUCUGCCAACUGGGCUGUUCAAUAUUUCCUCACUCGAAGCUAUUGCUCUUCGAAGUAAUAGCUUAUCUGGCAGUCUUCCAUCCAGCAUAUGUCUCCGUCUUCAAGGACUCACAUGGCUUGACCUUGGCCGCAACAAAUUAAGUGGUGUGAUACCCACAUCGUUAUCGGAGUGUUCGAAGCUUCAGGUACUGAGGUUGUUUUACAACAACUUUAGUGCAGUGAUACCGGAAGGAUUUGGGAACUUGACGGUGCUUGUGGAACUACGUCUUGGGGGCAACAAUUUGAUUGGAGUGAUACCCGAAGGAUUUGGGAACUUGACGGCGCUAGUGGAUCUUCGUCUUGGCAGAACAAUUUGA
Messenger RNA from Coffea eugenioides, 720 nucleotides. Its product is annotated as probable LRR receptor-like serine/threonine-protein kinase At3g47570. The transcript is spliced from 2 exons. Bases 1 to 720 code for a protein of 239 amino acids. NCBI's taxonomy places the organism in Eukaryota, Viridiplantae, Streptophyta, Magnoliopsida, Gentianales, Rubiaceae. Gene Ontology annotation, molecular function: protein binding. The record is from RefSeq and is a predicted model, not a curated record.